UGCAGUGCUGUCGGCCAUCACGGCCAUCACUCGCUUUCCGUUCGCCUUGCCGUUUGCACGCCAUCCAAACUCUCUCUCUCUCCCGCUUGUCACACGACGACCGACCGACCAACGACCUUUUCACCUAUUGCGUUUCUCGACGUUGUUUGGUGUGUGUUUCCUUCGUGACCGUACCCUGAACGAGACAACAAUUUAACACUCUUUGUGUUUGUGUUUGUGAGUGUGUGUGUGAGUGUUUGUUUGAGUUUGAAUAUGUGCACUUUGAACGCGAUUGACGUUUAGCACUUACCAAAUUUCCACCAUCGGCGAUGGAUUGAACGUUGCACUUUCUCCUGAUUGGAUUGGCCGUUUUGAUUUUGAAACGAUUAUUAAGUUAUUUUUUUGUGGUUCAAAACCAAUUGGGUCUGAGUGUAUGAAACUCUUGUGAAAUUGUGAACUGGAUGUCACACGUGCAACGGACUUGAUUUCAGGAAGAAAAAUUCGACAAUCAACUUCGAGUCAGUGUGUGCUGACUCAAUUGCAAUUUGUUUUCUAAUUACACACUGUCGUCGCUCAUCAUGAAGGCUUCACUGUCAAUCAUCAACCGGCUCCUUUGGCUCCUGCUCCUCUUCGGCUCAUUCCCAGGUCAAUUAACAACGUCAGUUUCAGGAGCUUCGGUAGUUUCGGAUUUAUGGAGUCCUAAAGGGGACUCGUCUGGCCAGCAUCAGCACUCGGUGUCGCUCUCUCACGACGGCAAGGCGCUGGGCGCCAGCGUCGGCAACAACAUGCCGUCGUUCGACGUGUCGUUGCCACUCAACGUGACCACUCAGUACGGAGCUCACGCCCAUCUUGUCUGCCGAGUCCAGGAUGUUGCCAACAAAUCGGUCUCGUGGGUUCGCAAGAGAGACGGCCAUUUGCUGACGGUCGAUACGGACACGUUUAUAGGCGACGGCCGAUUCCAAGUGCACCACCCGGCCAAUUCUGACAUUUGGACGCUGCACUUGAGGGCCGUUCGCGGCUCCGACGCCGGCAAAUACGAAUGCCAAGUUUCCAGCGAGCCCAAGCUCAGUCUCGUCUAUCAAUUAAACAUCGUCGUUCCGCAGGUGGAGAUCAGAGGAGCUCCGGACAUUUACGUCAUGGCCGGUAGCGGUGUGGCGCUGCAUUGCGUCAUUUCGGGGCUGAUUGAGACGCCGCCCUACAUUUUCUGGUACCACAAGACGGAGCGGAUCGCCGGAUCGGCACUCGAAGAGUCCCGCAUGUUCGAAGGAUCUAAAGAAGCCGCAGCGCUGGCCUCAUCGGCAGGCGCUACGAAAUACGGAUGGAGCGCCCGCGUGACCCGCCUGGGACCCGACUCACUUCUGGCAGUCUUGAACGUUCCGCCGGCCACGCCCGACUUUGCCGGCAACUAUUCGUGUGGACCACCUAGCCUCCAACCGGCCAGCGUCACUCUCCACGUUCUAAAUGGGGAGCAGCCGGCGGCCAUGCAACACGGGAAAAACGGCGGCAGGGGCGUUGUCGUCCAAUCGGCUUGGACCUGGUGGACGACGGCUUUCGUGACUCUGCUCUUGAUGGCCGCCACCAAAUGGAUGUCGGGCUGCUCGGCGAUGGCCAGCGAGAACUGCUUGCCGCUGGACGACGAAGCCUGGACGCCCUCCUCCUGCUCGGCGCUGGCAGUCGAUGGUAAUUUGACACCAAACUGUUCGACCGAUUGGGCCGUUUCACCAAUCUCCAGAGGUGGAGAGCCGGGCCAGGCUACUAAGCCGCUCGACUCUUUCUCGGCGGCGGCGGCGGCGGCGGCCGGACAAGACGUGCCGUCACGAUGUCCGAUGAUGAUGAUGAUGACGACCCACUCGGCACGCAGUUCGUGAUUGCCGAAAUUUUUUUGCGAGUUUUUUCUUUCUUUUCUUUCCUUUCCUUUUUCGGCUGUGUGGGAAUAAACGAAAGGGACGCGUGCGGGUCUGUAAAUAUAUGAGCAACGUUGGCUGGCAAAACCGAUAGCGAGGCGCAAGAGAGAAGUGAAACGAGACCUGGUGGUACAACGUUGAACGUUAUUGGCUAUCUAGAUAAUCUAGACACAUUUUUUGAAUUUUUUUUUUUAAACUUCAUUGUAUAAUUAACUUUAUGGCGAUGAAAAAAAAAAUCCCAUCCAUCUCCGCGCUAAUACCCCCUUCCCCUCUAUUUCACCACCCUGUUCUCAAUUACAUAAUACCAUUGAAGGCAAAAGAAUAAUAAAAAAUGAUGACGAAAGAAAAAAGAAAUAAAAUUAAAAAAAAAAAAUGACACAAAAAGGUUUAUUACAACAAGACAUUCUGGUGAUUAUUCUGAUGAGUUUGUACAUUUCCUAUAAUAAAAUGUUUGGCCAUUGUCACAUAUAUACGCGCCACCGGCACCCUUAUUUCGAAAAAAAAACAAAAAAAUUAUUUGUCACCCACUUCCUAUUUGUUGUGUAUCAUCCAAUUGCAUACACCGACUUGUGUCAUGUUUUGUUAUAUGAUUAUGUUUGUACUAACCAGACCGGGAUUUCCGAAUGAUGACAAGUAUACAUAUUUAAUCAUU
Messenger RNA from Daphnia pulex (common water flea), 2535 nucleotides. RefSeq lists its product as uncharacterized. Lineage: Eukaryota; Metazoa; Arthropoda; Branchiopoda; Diplostraca; Daphniidae. Gene Ontology annotation, cellular component: neuron projection membrane. The transcript has 6 exons. Gene Ontology annotation, biological process: synapse organization. Bases 558 to 1847 code for a protein of 429 amino acids. The record is from RefSeq and is a predicted model, not a curated record.